AGAACAGUUGAUACCAACUUGGUAAAUUCAGAUCUUGGCAUGGAUCCAAAUCACAAUCCGGUAGAGCAGGACCCGGUGGAACUGGCGACAGCAGCGGCUAGAGACCUCAAUCUCAAUCUGGUUCAAGGAACAGCCCAGGAAAAUCGACUAUUUGAACAUGGUCAGAAUACAGAAGCUCCAGUUGAAGUUCAAGGCGCAGAGCCAAAUCAGGAAAUGAGCCAAGACGCAAAUCAAGGGUCGUUGGAAUCGGAACACAAAAAGGUGACGUUUCCUGGCCUCGAUGUCUAUUUUUCUCAGAUUGGUGAACUUUUCAAGGUGUCCGGAAUCUUAGAUGCACCUAUAGAACCAGCCCCACAGAAGAAGAAACCCAACCGAGUUCCGAAUUAUAAGUCCAAGAGGAAAAUUCAGAAGAAGAAAAAGAAUAUUCCAGUUCCGACUUAUACGCGGUCUGCUAGGCGAUCUACGAAGAGCCAACGUAAUCUUUGGCAAACUAAUGAUGUAUCUUCGACAUCUGAAGCAACUAGAAUUCAAGAGCCCAUAGACUGGAUCACGCUGUCGGAUUGUGAUCUCGAUGAUGACGUGCCAGGUGAAUCUGUGGCACCACUUGAGCUAGCUCAAAAUUGUGAUGAUGUGGUGGCCCCCAUCGCCGAACCAUCAUCCUCUUCAGCUAACCAUGAAGCAUCAUUGGAACCGCAGGAAGUGUCUCCGUUGCCAGAGGUUCAAGGUGAUCUAGAGAAAGAUGAUCAUGAUCAUCUGUUACCUGACGAUUCAGUUGAGCCACAGAAUGGGCCAACUUCACUGGAAGUUCAAGGUUGUGAGGCUGAAGAUGGCCAUGAUCAUGAGUUCUGUGUUAACUCGGUUGUGCCGCAGGAACCUUCACCGUCACCAGAAGUUCAAGAUGAUCAAACAGAAGAUGCUCAGCAAUUCUCAGUAUCUUCGGCUGUUCCUAUCGCCCCGUCUAUUGGAAAAGACGAUUCCCAACAUGAGAUGUCUGCGGAAGUUCAAUCAAUGGAGCCAGAAGUUCAAGCUGAUUUCGCUAAAGAUUUUCAUGAUCAUGUGAGCUGUGUCAACUCAGUUGUGCCGCAUGAACCGGUUAACUCACAAGAAGUUCAAGAUUAUGAAGCUGAGGAUGAUAAUGAUCUGUCCGCCCAAUCAGUUGCACCCGUCGCCGAAUCGUUUUCAUCUGCAACAACCUCUGAGCCACAGGAAAUUGUAGAAAUUCAGGAGCAUCAUGCUGCUCACCAACUCCCAGCAGUUUCCGUUGCCACCUUUGCCGAAACGUCUGAUAAUAAAGCAACUGAUGAGAUGUCUAUGGAAGCUCCAGAUGAUCACCAAUUCUCCAUCCACUGGGUUUCUAACUUUGAAGAAAUAUCUUUCUCCCCAGACGGCUAUAAUUCACUCAUGGAUCCGCUGGAAACCUCUCAGUCACCAGAGGUUCGAGAUUAUGUAAAUGAAGAUGGUCAUGAUUUCUGUGACAGCUUAAUUAAGCCAAAGGAACUGUCACAGUCGACAAAAGUUCGAGAAGCUCAAGCUGAAGAUGCUGCACCAUCAGUUUCUCCUAAUUAUGAAGCAUCUCUUGCAAGUGACGAAGCACUUUGUGAGAUUGUUGUGGAAGUUCAAGAAGAUCGCCAAUUCUCAUCUUCUCCAGCUAGCCAUGAUGCGCCAAUAGAGCAGCAGGAAACCUCUCAGUCACCAGAAAAUCAAUAUGAUAUAGAUGAAGAAGCUCACCACCUCUCAACUCAAUCAGUUGCUCCCGUUAAAGCGUUUCUUGCAAAUGACGAAACACCACAUGAGAUAUCUGCGGAAGUUCAUGACAAUCACCAAGUGGAGUCACCGGAACCGUCACCUUCACCAGACGUUCAAAAUGGUCAAGCUGAAAUUGAACAACAAUAUUCUGCAGACUCAGCCGAACCUCCAUUGUCUGAGUCACUGAAAAUGGCGCCGGUAGUUGAAGGUCGAGCUGCUCAACAACUAUCAACAGUUUCAGAUAUCCCAAUCGCCAAACCAAUUCCCGUUAAACUUUCCACUGAAACACUUUUGAGGCAACAAGGAAUUCCAUUGAAUUUUCCAGUCCAUUCAAUAUUCCCGACAACUUUCCAUGAAGCGUUAUUAAAUACUUGUGCUGGACAACCAGAAAAUCAAGUCGAAAAGCAAAAUUUCUCUUUCCAAGCAGUUCCUGAAAUGCCAUCGUCAGCUGAAGUUCAAGGAUCUCAAUCCGGUCACCAAUUUUUCGCCCAUCCAGUUGCCGAACCGGCAAUUUCUGCAUUUGUUUAUAAUAUCUAUGCACAACAGAUGACUCAAUUCAAAAAUCUGGCAAUUAAUAAUAUCCCGGGAUACUCAGGUGCUCCCGUUGCCAAACCGUCUUCCUAUGCAACCGCUAAUAAUAAUAUAUUUUUGGAGCAUCAGCUGGCUCAGCAGAAUACUCAUCAAAUCUCAGGAAGUCUAGUUGGUCCACUUGUCGGACCACCUUUCUCUGCAACUGCAAAUGAUGCCAUGCCUGAGAAUCAACCUGCCGCUCAACAAAAUUUAUUUUCCCAUCCCUAUGCACUCUUGGAGCAACCUCCUCAAAAGUAUCAAAAUCUUGAACAACAAUUAGUCCGCCCAGUUAUUCUUUCCACCCAAAACUUGUUGUUUAAACCCUUUCAACCUCUAAAUAAUGAUCAAACACUGAUUAAUCAACAAAUCGUCAAUCUGCCCAAUUUUCCGAAGUUGUUACAAGUUGCGGUUGAACAUUUUGACCCGGGAUCAGCAAGCCUAUCUUUUGUGAAAAAGUUCUUUGUCAAGAUUGAAACAUCAGAAAGCCGAAAAGAAAAUUUUCAGCUUAUUCUGGAAUUCGGUCAAACAAGAAGCUCACCUCCGUCUCAAGUACCUUACAUCCCCAAUAGCUCAGUUUUUGUUUAUAUGCAUCGUGAAUUUAACACGGCUUCGAGUUGUCAAGAAUAUCGGACCCAAUACUUUUUUAUAGCCGGACAGCGCAUCCUUUUUUGUUUUGACGUGGAACUCCAACCAUUAAACUGGCGGUUUGACCGAUGGAAAGUUGAUAGUAGUGGGCGUGGUGCCCAGAUCAGCCUUCACACUUGCGAUACAAUUAAUUUUAUGGGACCAGCUUUUCCUAAAACAGGAUACCACACGAUUCGAAUAACAAAAGAUAUGAUUUAUAAUUUUCAAAAAGAAUUUACGUACAUUUUCCCUGAAUGCCAAAUUGCUGGAAAUCGGUCCACGACACCUGAGGAGCAGGGAGAGCAAUCUUCCGGUCCCACAAUUUCAAGCGAUGGAAAUGAAGCUCAGCUCAUUCCCAACAGCGCGACGAGCUCUGAAGGCUCAACCAGCUCAGUGAGCCCCGCCGACGCAGCCUUCCCGCCAGAGUCCACACCAUUUGAUCAUAAAAUCCAGACUAUACCUUUGCUCCUGAGUCAGUUUUCAACACAAGGAAGCAGCUCUUUCGAACCACGUCGAGGGGUCUCUAGUGCUCCAGAUCAUGCCACGAGUUCUCGUUACUGUCACAAGUUUGGCAGACCUGAUGCUCCUGGCCCAUCCACUCUCAAGCGUCAAAGCAAAACUUCACCUGUCAAAGCUAAAAGAAAGAAGAACCUUCCAAACGGACCACAUCCAUUGACUCCAGGGACUCUGGAGUAUAACCAAAGAUAUGCUGAAGCGUUGGCCAAUCACGCCACCUGUGAUGCCAACAACAACCCGUUUAUUACCAUCCAUACUUGCCUCUUCAGUCCCACGUCAGAACAGCCGCUUCCGCAAUUGGUUAGGUGCCCCUGUAAUGCGUUCACUCUUUUUACUAGUUACAUUAGUAAAAAACGAUUUGUGGAGGGGGAGCAGAUACCUGAAUGGGACGCGAUCAAAAGGGAAAAUGGCGCUAAAUUCAAGGCUUGGAAUCGUAUGCGAGAAAUUUUAAAUGAAGAGUUUAUGAGUCAAAUUAAAAAGGGUUAUGUAAGAAUUGAUGAAGAGAAGCACCAGCAACCGGGUGGCAAAAAAAAAAAUUAAAUAGUAAUUGAUUAUGUUUGUUUGUUUUGUAUUUGUUUUUCUGUUUGUUUUUCUGUUUUUUUUUCUUCUAAAUAACGGGUUCAAAACAAAGAAAAUUCCCCGCUGAACUACCUCUAUUUUUUAGAGAAUGUUUUUGUUUUUUUGUUUAUACUUUUUACUUUUACUUUUUCUAUCUGAAUUGUAUUAUAGUUUAGAUCGUUUUUAUUAAAACAUUUUUAAUAAACUGAUUUUUGUUU
Messenger RNA from Caenorhabditis elegans, 4232 nucleotides. RefSeq names its product BRCT domain-containing protein (gene T24E12.10). The transcript has 31 exons. Lineage: Eukaryota; Metazoa; Nematoda; Chromadorea; Rhabditida; Rhabditidae. Bases 40 to 3996 code for a protein of 1318 amino acids. The record is from RefSeq and is marked reviewed.